Messenger RNA from Cryptomeria japonica (Japanese cedar), 3702 nucleotides. Its product is annotated as pentatricopeptide repeat-containing protein At4g30700. Gene Ontology annotation, biological process: RNA modification. The transcript is spliced from 3 exons. Gene Ontology annotation, molecular function: RNA binding; protein binding; zinc ion binding. Bases 278 to 2233 code for a protein of 651 amino acids. NCBI's taxonomy places the organism in Eukaryota, Viridiplantae, Streptophyta, Pinopsida, Cupressales, Cupressaceae. The record is from RefSeq and is a predicted model, not a curated record.
CUUACGCUUAGCAGGUAAAGACUGUUUCACUAUAGGAGAGAAUCCACCAACACUGACGAUGAUGAGAUUCAAACUAAAUAUAUGUUCUCCUUCCAAGAGUUGAGAAAACUGGAGAUGCAGAACGCCUGACCAAGAAGUUUCAAGUUUCUCCCCUUAUCACAUAAAAAAUAAAAUAAAAUUGCUUGGUACGAUCGGGAUUAUUAUCAAUUUAGAAUGGGAAUAUUAUAAAUAUCUGUGCUGCAAAUGGAUUUGCUCAGAUGAUUUUGAAUAAUAUAAAAUGCCAUCCACAGCCCAUAUCAGAGGACUGUGUAGAGAGGGUCGCUUGAAAGAUGCGCUACACAUUCUGUUUACUGCAAAUAAUACUUGUGUAGAAUCUUCUGCGUAUCUUCAUCUAUUGCAGGCUUGCAUUGACAAGAAAGCCCUCGCAGAAGCUUAUAGGAAACAUGGGUUUCCUCAGGAGGCAUUCACUCUGUUUUACCAAAUGCAGAGAACAGCUGUCCAGCCUGAUCACUUCACGUUCUCCGCUAUUCUCCCUGUAUGUUCCAGUGUGGCUUCUCUAAAAUAUGGUUUGCAGAUCCAUGGAAGAAUACUUAGAUGUGGGUUUCAAUCUAAUGUUGUUGUAAUGAGUACCCUGAUGGACAUGUAUUCCAAAUGUGGAAGCAUGGAUAAUGCGCGUGAAGUGUUUGUAAAAAUGCCUCAAAGAGAUGUGGUGGCAUGGAAUGCAAUCAUAGCUGGAUAUGAGCAACAUGGGCUUGUUGAAAAUGCCUUGAUGACUUUUAAGAAAAUGCAGUUGACAGGCAUAGAGCCGAACUCGGCAACCUUUGCCAGCGUCCUUCCAGUUUGUGCCAAAAUGGGUGAUUUGAAACUGACAAUGGAGAUCCACCAAAUAAUCAUAAAAAGUGGGUUUUUAAGGGAUGCUGUAGUUGUGACUUCCCUGAUUGAUACGUAUGCAAAAUGUGGAAACAUACAGGAAGCGCACAGAUUGUUCGACGAUAUGCCUGAACGAGAUAUGGUUUCAUGGACUGCAAUUAUAGCAGGACAUGUACAUAUUGGACUUGUUGAUAAAGCCUUGGAUAUUUUUAAGCAAAUGCAAUCAGCAGGUGUAAAACCAGACACAUCUACAUUUGCUAGCAUUCUGCCUGCUUGUGCCAAACUUGGAGCUUUGGAACAGGGGACGGAAAUCCACCGAAAAGUUCUUGAAAGCGGCUUUUUGUCUGAUAUCAUUGUGACUGCUCUUGUGGACAUGUAUGCAAAGUGUGGGAGUAUAGAGAAGGCAUUUGACUUGUUUGAGAAAAUACAUCAUCCAAAUGUAAUCUCGUGGAACACAAUUAUUGCGGGGCAUGCAAUGCAUGGCUAUAGCAAGGAUGCUCUUUCCCUCCUCGAGCAAAUGAAACAGUCUAGUAGUAAGCUUGAUCAUGUAAGCUUUGUUUGUGUUUUAUUUGCAUGCAGUCAUGCAGGUUUAGUCGAGGAUGGCUGUAAAUACUUUAGUCAAAUGAGCAACUCUUAUUGCAUCAUGCCCACUGUGGAUCAUUAUGUCUGUAUGGUUGACCUUCUUGGCCGUGCCGGCUAUCUUGAGGAAACCCUAAACUUUAUUAUCAAAAUGCCAAUAACACCUGGUUUGGUUGUGUGGAAGUGUCUGCUUGGAGUUUGUAGAUUACAUAAGAAUAUAUGUCUGGGAGUAUUUGUGUCAAGACUCCUUUUUGAGAUGGAUCCUAAAAAUGCCGAAGCUUAUGUCCUUAUCUCAAACAUCUAUGCAGAAGCAGGCAUGUGGGGUGAUGCUCAAAAUGUAAGGAAAUUGAUGAAAGAAAGAGGAAUUAUAAAGAAACCUGGAAGUAGUUGGAUUGAAGUCGAUAAAAUGAUACAUGCUUUUUGUGUUGGAGACAAGUCACACCCCCAAACAGAGGAGAUUUAUGCAAUGUUGGAGAAAUUAUCUUUGGAGAUGAAGGCGGCAGGGUAUAUACCAGAUACAAGAUCUGUGCUGAAUGAUCUCGAGAAAGAGGAGAAGGAGUUACUCAUUUGCCACCAUAGCGAGAAGUUAGCAAUUGCAUUUGGGUUGUUAAACACAGCCCCCGGAACAACUAUUAGAGUUGUCAAGAAUCUUCGAGUAUGUGUUGACUGUCACACUACAACCAAGUUUAUUUCCAAGAUUGUCGCAAGAGAAAUUGUUGUGAGAGAUGCAAACCGCUUCCAUCACUUCAAAAAUGGACAAUGUUCUUGUGGAGAUUAUUGGUGAUGCUAAGUGAAGCAAGCCUCAAACACAUCUGUGCACCAUGCUGGACUUGCAGUGGAACCAUGCACAGCCCUGGACUGAAAAGCUGGAUGAAGAAGUGAAAGAAUUGGAAAUGUGAAAGGCAUGUUUACAAUCAAAAUGAAGAUUGGAUAUGGUGAGGAGAGCAUCUCUUGAUGAUAUUUUACCCUAAUUUUGUCAUUUUUCACGGUUUUGAUGUCUGGUUUAGGAGCCUAAAUUAAGUACCGAAUUAUUUAUGCAAAUUUAUAAAUGCCCAGGUGGGUUUGGUGUAAUUUACGGUCAUGGAUAACACUAAUUUUUGUGGUGACCAGGUAAACUGUAUUUACAUUCAAAUUUGAUUAUCAGAAUUUCUCAUUCCAGAGCAUUGAGAAAGUACAGGAAUUUAUCUGGGGCUUUCAAUGACCCCUUUAUUAAUUUAUGUAAAUCCGAUUUACGUAAUACAAACAAAGGCUGUAGUGCAGUUGUUGUCCCUGCCAAUGGCUGCAAGAAUGGUUUGUACCGGUAGUAUGCUAUCUUUAAUGUAUUGCUCUGGCAUUAAACUUAGCUUGCCAUUGUCUGAUGUGUGAGCUCGGAGAAACUGAGCUUUGGAUGCAUUCCUCAUUGAACCUCGUUGCAUGUUGAGGAGAAUAGAACAAGUCAAGUUCUAUAAUCAUAAAUAAAAGUCAUCCAUCGUUUAAUUAAUAUCUAGGUCCUUCUAGAUUGAUUUUGCUUUCACAAUGUCUUGCUUAACAGUGUGCAUUAUUGCAGUCAAGUUUCUCCAUGCUGGAAUCACUACUAGUGUCCCAUUUCAAAUGUGCAGCUGUGAGAGGAAGAGAGGAAAUAUAAGUUGGUCACAAUCAAAUGAACAGAUUUUUUGAAGUGCGUUUGUCAUGUGAAUUAAGUUGAAUUAACACGUGAGAGCAAGAGAUAAAAUAAGACCUUGAUGCAAUUGAACACAUUCCAGACUCUUGCAGCUGUCAUUUUUGUUCUCCUCCACUACCAUGGGAUGCGGUAGGCUGAAGGGGAACAUUUAAUGGAUUAUCUGACCCUGGGUAUACAGCGCUGAAAGAUUUGUAUUUGCAGGUGCUCAGGUGAUUUUUUGCAAUUCAGCUUAUCCAAACUCAUUUUAAUCUUUUGUGUGUUCGUAGGAACAGCAAUGCGUGUACGUGUUUCUAUUAAGAAUGAUCAACAGCAAUGCAUGCUUUUGUAGGAUGUUAGCAUCCUACAACUGUCAAAGACGUGUUCACUAAAACUUACCUGGCCACUGCAAAGGGUUAAGUGAACAAACUAUUAUAUUGGGGAAGGACAAGCCAUUAAGAAAUUUGAUGCUUUGCUUCUUAGUUUAACAGGAAGCAUUCUUUGUAGUUAUUGCACUUUUUAUUGUUCAUAUUCAGGAUCCGUGAUGAUCAUAUCACUCUCUUUAAUAUUUGUACUAGCUAGUUUGUAUCGGACCAUAACUAUUUCACAUGUUUAUA